UAGAUUUGAAAAAAAAGUAAAACUACAUUAGCCAAGAUGCAAGCUCUCUUAGUUCUUCUCUUCGCCGCGGUGACCCAGGCCAGUCUUGCUCCAUUCUACAGAGUUGAGCCCAACAUUCCCGGCCAGUACAUCGUUGUUCUCGAGGAUGGUGUCGAUGUCGGCAGAUUCGCAGCUUCUAUCAAGACAGGAACUGUUCGCAAGACUCUCACCGGUAUCCUCAACGCAGUUGUUCUCACUCUCGAUAAUAAUUUACUAGAUAUCGUGCGUGGACUGAAUGGAGUUCGCUAUAUCGAAGAGGAUGGACUAGCUACUGUACUUGGUAGCCGAAAUCCUAGUCAAUACUGGGGACUUGAUCGUAUCGGACAGAGAAACAUGCCUCUAGAUGGGUCAAUCAAUUUUUCUGGUACCGGAAGCGGUGCAAAUGUGUUCAUCAUCGAUACCGGAAUCCGACACAAUCAUGAAGACUUUGGCGCAAGGGCAGAGUUUUUCCAUGAUUACCAGGAGAAAGUUGGUGAAGAUUGUAAUGGACACGGUACUCACUGCGCAGGAACAGCAGGAGGAACCUAUAGUGGUGUCGCCGUGGGAACCAACCUGUUCAGUGUACGUGUGAUGAGUUGCUUGGGAAGCGGGAGUUAUAGCAACAUCAUUGAUGGUGUGAACGCUGUGGCAGCCUCUUCCAAGCCAAACAAGGUUGCUUCCAUGUCUAUUGGCGGAGGUGUAUCAACUGCUCUUAAUGAGGCAGUUGAAGGCGCCAUCAGUGGAGGUAAGGUUGUUGUUGUUGUAGCAGCCGGUAACGACAACGCUGAUGCCUGCAACUAUUCUCCAGCUUCUGCAGGAAAUGCUAUCACAGUUGGAGCAACCCGCGCAUCAGUUGACGGCAACAGCGAUCUCAGAUCCUCUUUCUCCAACUAUGGCACAUGUGUGGAUAUCUUUGCUCCUGGCUCCAGUAUUUCCAGUGCUAGUUAUUCAUCAGACACAUCAUACACAUCGAUGAGUGGUACCAGCAUGGCAUGUCCUCAUGUUGCAGGAGCUGCUGCCAUUAUUAGGGGGGAUGCUUCUUCCUUGACUCCAAGUUUGGUGACUGCUAGAUUGCUCAACGAUGCAAGCUCAAACAAAAUCACUAGCCCUGGAACCGGUAGCCCAAAUCUUUUGCUCUAUGUUGAAUAGAUGCUUCUCAAAAUUGCAAACCACCUUCCUUUUCAAUUAUUCGUUUCCCAAAAGCCCUAAAAUGUUGAAUAUUCAACUGAAUCUUUAGAUGAGUAAAUAAAACGGUAAUAAUGAUGUCAUAACGAUUGGUAUUAUUUGAUAAAUAACAAUGCUAUAAUAAAAAUCAAUAUUAAUAAGAAUGAUAAGGGUAAUAGAUAAGAACAUAUACAUGUAUAAAUCAUUGAUGAUUGUCUUAGAAAUAUCAAGGUUCAAGUGUGAACAAAAAUAAGGAAAUCCAUUAGGAUAAUACAAAGCAUAUCUCUCAUGGAAAGUUUUAAAAAGAUAAUUCCUGAAGAAGCUUAUAAAAGAUACAAAAGGAUUUCUCUUUAAUCACUUCAUGACAAAUGUAAAAUUAUCAACAGUUCUCUAUAAUGGUUGAUGUGGCAAUCUGUGCUUUUAUACGCAUAGGAUAUGCAUAUUAAGAAACAUGGAAAAUAUAUGUGAAUUAAAAUAUGUUGAAUCAAUAAAGGAGGGAUUAAACCUAA
Lytechinus variegatus (green sea urchin) is the source of this 1691-nucleotide messenger RNA. Its product is annotated as aqualysin-1-like. Gene Ontology annotation, biological process: proteolysis. Gene Ontology annotation, molecular function: serine-type endopeptidase activity. Lineage: Eukaryota; Metazoa; Echinodermata; Echinoidea; Temnopleuroida; Toxopneustidae. The transcript has 8 exons. The record is from RefSeq and is a predicted model, not a curated record. Bases 37 to 1167 code for a protein of 376 amino acids.